Molecule: messenger RNA, 1362 nt
Organism: Botrytis cinerea B05.10
Lineage: Eukaryota; Fungi; Ascomycota; Leotiomycetes; Helotiales; Sclerotiniaceae
Gene: Bchis2
Product: Bchis2
Exons: 3
Coding region: 242-1168 (308 amino acids)
Biological process (GO): L-histidine biosynthetic process
Cellular component (GO): cytoplasm
Molecular function (GO): histidinol-phosphatase activity
Source: RefSeq, a predicted model, not a curated record
GGGGUACGAUAUUUUUAUAUUGCUAGGUUACAUUGAGGCUAUAUAUUUCAUAUAUACUCGAGUACUUCGUCCAUACCUCCUUGUCACUCAUUUUCUGAGUUGUAACUGAACCUGCUUCUUUGCAUCACUUGCGUCGAACGCUAGCCAGCAAACCUCUGCAUCAUCAUUUUCAAAAUUGGAAAAUUCAAACACUACAUCUAUUCCUCACUCAAGCCCUACCAAAUAUACAUACCUCUUCAUCAUGGCAUUCUCAAUGCAUAGCCACUCUGGGCAGUUUUGUCCUGGCCACGCAAAAGAUACACUCGAACAAGUGAUUCAAAUGGCCAUUUCUCGAGGCAUGCAAACCUUUGCAUUAACAGAGCACAUGCCCCGGAACUCAAAUUCUGAUUUAUAUCCCGAAGAAGUCGAAGCCGGCGAUGAUGUAGCUCGGUUCGUUCCCAGACACGAAGCUUAUCUCGUUGAAGCCACUCGUCUUCGCGAAAAAUACAAGAAUGAACUCAAUAUUCUUAUAGGCUUUGAAGGAGAAUGGAUUCGAUCGGAUUAUGGGCCUUUGAUCAAAGAUCUUGCCUCGAAUCCUCUCAUCGAUUUCUUCAUUGGUUCAAUACAUCACGUGAAUGAAAUUCCUAUUGAUUACGACGCUGCAUUAUAUGCCAAAGCGAUUGAGAAAUCAGGAGGCUCGGAGGAGAAAUUAUAUGAAGACUAUUUUGAGCAGCAGUAUGAAUUGUUGCAGACCCUGAAACCGAAGGUGGUGGGUCAUUUCGAUUUGAUUCGAUUAUUGAGUGAGAAUCCAGAUAGAGAUUUGACUGAGUGGAAAGGAGUUUGGGAUAUGGUCUUGAGAAAUUUGCUGGAGGUGGUGAAGUAUGGAGGGUUGUUGGAAAUUAAUACUAGUGCAUUGAGAAAAGGAUUGAAGGAGCCAUAUCCGGGAAGACAGAUCUGUGAGGCAUACAUACGAUUUGGCGGCAAGUUCACGAUGUCUGAUGACAGUCAUGGCAUUGGGCAUGUAGGAACAAAUUUUGUUAAGGCGAUAGAUUAUAUAGAAUCUCUCGGGGUUGAAGAGCUUUAUACCUUCGAGCGGACUACUUUGGUUGGAUCAAAUGGGGUCAAUCAAACUUUGGGCUUGAAGAGUGUAACUUUAUCAAGCGUGAAGGAAACUUUCAUCCCGGGUUGAUUCAUGGGUUUUAGGCAGUUCUAUAUCAUUCAAACCACGUUAAUAUGGCACACAUGUUCUCAGGUAUAAUACUAUUAUGUGAACCAAAUACGCAGAGUAUUGAGGAUCCAUAUCGGAAAAGAGUACCGUGUCAUGAGAGUUGGCCAAUGAGGCGGACAUUUAGAUGAUUUUCCCCUGAAUCUAAACAUAUCACA